GUCAUUCACUCAGGGAGUCACUAUGGUGUUCUACUUCACCAGCAAUGUCGUGUCCCCUCCGUAUACCAUAUACAUGGGAAAGGACAAAUAUGAAAAUGAAGAUCUUAUAAAGUACGGCUGGCCGGAGGACGUAUGGUUUCACGUGGACAAGCUCUCCUCUGCUCACGUUUACCUUCGGCUACAAAAGGGGCAGACGAUCGACGACGUUCCUAAAGAUGUUCUGACAGACUGCGCGCAGCUCGUGAAAGGCAACAGCAUCCAAGGCUCCAAGAUGAACAACAUCAACGUCGUGUACACGCCGUGGGCUAAUUUAAAGAAAACCGCAGACAUGGACGUGGGCCAGAUCGGCUUUCACCGGCAGAAAGAGGUGAAAUCUGUGAUCGUAGAGAAGAAAGCGAACGAGAUUCUAAACCGCCUGGAAAAGACGAGAGACGAACGUUUCCCGGACCUGGCGGCAGAGAAGGAGACGCGGGACCGGGAGGAGAGGAACGAGAAGAAGGCUCAGAUCCAGGAGAUGAAGAAGAGGGAGAAGGAAGAGGUGAAGAAGAAGAAAGAGAUGGAGGAUCUCCGGAGUUACUCCUCAUUGAUGCAGGCAGGAAACAUGUCAUCCAAUCAGGACGGCAAUGACUCCGACGAGUUCAUGUAACGUGGUCAUGUGACCACGGGGACCCUUUUCCUCAAUGCUACCAUGACGGGAGCCUCUCCGUGUCAAACUCCAUCCAGCGUUUACUUCCGGCCUGGCUGG
Molecule: messenger RNA, 745 nt
Organism: Nanorana parkeri
Lineage: Eukaryota; Metazoa; Chordata; Amphibia; Anura; Dicroglossidae
Gene: CCDC25
Product: coiled-coil domain containing 25
Exons: 9
Coding region: 23-646 (207 amino acids)
Source: RefSeq, a predicted model, not a curated record